Molecule: messenger RNA, 772 nt
Organism: Cryptotermes secundus
Lineage: Eukaryota; Metazoa; Arthropoda; Insecta; Blattodea; Kalotermitidae
Product: katanin p60 ATPase-containing subunit A-like 1
Exons: 5
Coding region: 5-757 (250 amino acids)
Biological process (GO): microtubule severing
Cellular component (GO): microtubule cytoskeleton
Molecular function (GO): ATP hydrolysis activity; ATP binding
Source: RefSeq, a predicted model, not a curated record
GUGAAUGUUAUUUGCAGGUCCGGCAUUGCGCAGUCUGUCAUUUGAAGAGCCCACACGUGAUCCUACUACAUGGUGUGGUGGCCCUCCUAGGGCUCCAGAUGUAUGGCUACCGCCACCAGAUAGGGACCCAGAUGACUGGCCACCUCCAACACCAGUUGAGCACAAGCCAGUACCCCAGAUCAAGACUCUGCGAAGUCCACGUGCAAGUAAGAAUGAAAUUGCUAAACCAAAUGCACGAUCUCAGAGAACAGCCGUCACGGGAAAGAGACCUGAUCCAAGGGCCGCCAAGAAGGAUGAGAAGUCCAAACCUAUGAAGAAAGAGGACAAGAAGGAAGAUAACAAGGAAAAAAGUGACAAAGAGAAAGAAGAAUUUGAAGAAGCGGAGAAGAGGUUCGAAGGUUCUUGGUACGAUCGUGAUCUGAUAGACAUGUUAGAGAGAGAUAUAGUCCGGAAGAAUCCUAACAUCCAUUGGGAUGAUAUCGCAGAUUUGCAUGAAGCCAAGAGGUUGCUUGAGGAGGCUGUUGUCCUUCCUAUGUGGAUGCCAGAUUACUUUAGGGGCAUUCGACGGCCGUGGAAAGGAGUGCUGAUGGUGGGUCCCCCAGGAACAGGAAAGACCAUGUUAGCCAAGGCUGUGGCCACUGAAUGUUGCACAACUUUCUUCAACGUUUCUUCUUCCACCCUCACUUCCAAGUAUCGGGGCGAGUCAGAGAAACUAGUCAGGCUGCUCUUCGAGAUGGUGAGUUUUAUUGGCCUGUGAUACACAGGAAUGGCU